Molecule: messenger RNA, 900 nt
Organism: Mytilus trossulus (common blue mussel)
Lineage: Eukaryota; Metazoa; Mollusca; Bivalvia; Mytilida; Mytilidae
Product: adhesive plaque matrix protein 2-like
Exons: 5
Coding region: 139-900 (253 amino acids)
Source: RefSeq, a predicted model, not a curated record
UCCAUUGUAUUAGUACUGUUAAUUUUGUAACAGUCCACAACGUAGCGGCUGGUAUCUACCAGAAGUUGUUAUACAUAUCAACAUACUUUGAAGCAAGUAAGCAGACUUAAAAAGAAACGAUACGUAAGCAGCUGCAAAAUGAAAACUGUGAUUUGUUUACUUUUAUUCCAUUGCAUGAGAACUGUUUAUCUUGCAACAGUGCACAACGUUACAGGUGGUACAUAUCAAAAGAACAAACAAUUGGACUCGUUUGUCAUGCUAGCCUUCCCUCAUAUGGGACCACAGAUGUGUAUGAAGGAAUGUUUAAUGCAUACAAACUGCAAUGCAGUUAAUUUUGACAAGAAUAAUUAUAUAUGCCAGUUACUACAAGCUAACUAUCCAGGAGAUGCGCUUGAAAGUGUUGAUGGCAUAUUUUUCUCAGAAAAAGCCAAUUGGAACAAGGAUUUUGAUGCUUGUUGGCCAAACACCUGUCCGCCGGAUACCAAAUGCUAUGUUCUCUAUCCAGACGAAAGGUUCUGUCAUACAUACGCCACUCCGUGCGAUGACUACAAUAAUGAGUGUCAAAAUGGUGGAGCAUGCCGAAAUGUGGCAAAUGGGUUUGGUUGUCGCUGUGCAACGGGAUUCUAUGGAGAAUAUUGUGAAUCAACACCAUGUACAUCAUCCCCAUGUGUCCAUGGAAACUGUGACGUCAGUGGUUCAGGAUAUAUUUGUAACUGCUUAGACGGAUAUUACGGAGACACUUGUCAAAAUACUCCGUGUACGUCUGAUCCUUGUUUGAACAAUGGCGUUUGUUCUAUUUCCGGUUCAAAUUUUGCAUGCGGUUGUCAAGACGGCUACAGUGGACCAGUAUGCGAGAGUAAGUUUAUAGUGUUUGGUUUUCCUAACGGCUACCUCUUGUAG